CCCAGAAAUCCUAAAGGACCCACAAAUGUCAUAAAAAAGAUAAAUAUAACAGACAAAUCCAAUCCACCAUACCAUGAAAAAUUUCCAUCACCACUAUAAAUAAACUAACAAUCUCACCCUUUCUUUACAUCAACACUCUCUCUAACAACACCCAUCAAUCCGCCAUUGCCACUCUCUCUCAUUUUCUCUCUCUUCAGAAAUCUGCAACAAUGGAGGAAGGUGGUAGUGGUAAUAGUGGGUACGUUGACACUAGCAAGGCAGAUAAAGCAGUGUGGUUGAUGAAAUGCCCUUCUGUUGUUUCGCGCGCUCUUCAAUCUUCCUCUGUUCCCAACGAUUUACCUGUUGCUAAAGUUAUCGUUUCCAUUGAUCCUCUUUGCUCUGACCCUGAAGACCCCUCUAUUCGUCAGUUCACCAUGGAAUUGUCUGGCUCUGAUUUGGGAAAUGUGCCUAAGUGUUUCUCUAUGGACAUGUCUAAGGAAAUUGUUCCAAUGUCUGUCUUUUCAGAGAACGAAGGGAAGAUAACUGUUGAAGGGAAAAUUCAUAACAAAUUUGACAUGAGGCCUCACUAUGAUGCAAUUGAGAGCUACGGUAAACUAUGUCGUGAACGAACGGACAGAUCCAUGACAAAGACUAGACAGAUUCAGGUGAUUGGCAAUGAGAGGCCUAUAAUACCUAUGCCAGGGAUCACUCAUACUCAGGAGAAGAAGAAAGUGGUUGUUAAAGGAUCUGAAACUAAGAGAACUAGAAGGGAUCGAGGAGAGAUGGAAGACAUUAUGUUCAAACUAUUUGAACAGCAACCCAACUGGACUCUUAAAGAGCUGGUCCAGAAGACAGAUCAACCUGAGCAAUUCAUGAAAGAUUUACUGAAAGACCUUUGUGUGUACAACAACAAGGGAUCUAAUCAAGGGAGCUAUGAACUGAAACCAGAAUACAAGAGAUCUGCUGAAGAUCAGAGUGGUUCAUAGGAUGUUGAUAUCUUCAUUCAUUACUAUAAAAGAGUAAAAGCCAAGUUUCAUCUUUAGUUUUUUGCACAUAUAUGACUCAAACUGAAGAAUGAUUUGUUCUUGAUCGAAGCUGAUAACUGCAUCGUUUUUGCCUACUGAAUCCUCCAAUGUUUUUGUUUGCACAUAUUUUCCGCACUCUCAGGAUAGUAAGGAAGAUUAAGACAUUAGUAUGUAACCUUUGGAAAGUAUGUGAACAGGUAGGUCUGAUUGAGGCCAUAUUCAUUUCUAAGCUAAAUACUUCUAAUACUAUGGUAUUCAGAUAAUUUUCGUAUAUCUAUCAGAACAUUUCAUUUUUGCUUCUUAACUAUACUGUUGCAGGACUGCAAAUACUUCUGUGUUCAAUUUGCUUAAAUUUAGUAUGUUAAUUUGAUAUGAUUAGUUCAAAAGCUGCAAGAAGAGUAAUAUAAAAACAUUAAAUUUUUUUGAAAAAAUAAAAUAAAACAAAAUAAAAUAAAAUAAAAUAAAAUAAAACCACUAAGCAAAAUAUGAUUAAUGCAUUUCCAAUGGGUAAGAUGUGUUUUUGUGAAUGUAUAUUUUUUGCUUGAUUUAUUAGCUUUGCUUAUUUAAAUAUCUCCAAAACUGAUAAAAUGAGAACAAAUAUCUUUAAAUACAUCUAACUCCAGGCAU
Molecule: messenger RNA, 1631 nt
Organism: Chenopodium quinoa (quinoa)
Lineage: Eukaryota; Viridiplantae; Streptophyta; Magnoliopsida; Caryophyllales; Amaranthaceae
Product: general transcription factor IIF subunit 2-like
Exons: 6
Coding region: 210-965 (251 amino acids)
Biological process (GO): transcription by RNA polymerase II; transcription initiation at RNA polymerase II promoter
Cellular component (GO): transcription factor TFIIF complex
Source: RefSeq, a predicted model, not a curated record